Prorocentrum cordatum is the source of this 1884-nucleotide messenger RNA. The record is from the annotation of a GenBank genome assembly. Lineage: Eukaryota; Dinophyceae; Prorocentrales; Prorocentraceae.
AUGUCGAACAGGCCUUGGUUCGUGCAGGACCCGUUCAUCGCUCUCAAUGCUCGUGAUUUCUGCUUCGACGGGAGGAACAUCACCAAGCAAACGGUGACGGCGGAGUACUCGGACAUGGGCACCUCCGACAUCGCCACCCUCAGGGUCGUCGACGAGUUUGUAAGGCACAUGUACCACGUGUUCGUGAAGGACAACCAGAGCCUGAUCGGGUGGUUCUUGGCCUUCAUUGUGAUGGCGUUGUUGGGGGCGGUUGUCGCGAUGCCAUUUACCGGCUCUUCUUUUGUGGCCGUGAUCGCGUGGUCAGCAGGGCCGUGCCUUCUCUUCCUGGUCCUGCUCGUGUUUAUCCAGUUCAGGGUGUUCGGGCCCCUGACGUUCCACCCGUUCCUGGGCGUGUUCCGCUGGAACUUGCGCGGCUGGCAGGCGUUCGUCUCGUCCUGCUUCGUGAUCGCGCUGUUCGUUCCUAUGUACCAGGAGCUGCGAAGCAUAUGGCACAGAUACUACAGAUACAGCCUGCAGACAAACUUCUUCGCGUGCGGCAGGGACAGGCUCCUGCACGAGCUGCGGGAGUCCGCUUGCUGCCCGCACGUGAUCCUCACGGGGACGGUGAACGACUACAGGACGACAGGCGCCGAGAAGGAGGACACCGUCGCAGAGAUCUCGUUCAGCAGCCUGCACUUGGGCAGCGGCAAGCUCGGCUACUGCAGGAGCCCCCGGUGGGAGAGCCUCAGCAAGCUGACGGCCCUCACCGGCGCGGGGUGCUUGGACGCGGCCGCGCUCAGCCUCAACUCUCAGAGCGCGGCGCUGAAAAUGCGGUUCUGGCUGGAGGUGCUGAACCUCAGCUGGGGGGACUACGUCCUAUUCGGCCAGCACCAGGGGCACGCCUGGAGGUGCGUGGAGGACUUGGGCCGCCGGGCCGCGAAGCGCUGCCCGGGCUGGGAGGGCAUGUUCGUGUACGCCUCGCACCGCAUCACUCCUGGUACUGCCCUUUGCGUCACGUACCUGCUGAUGAACUUAGCCUGGCACCUGAAGUCUGCAGACAUGGCCUUCACCUGCCACUUGGCCAGGACGGUCUCGGUGGCCGCGUUCGGGCUGUUGCUGUUCAUACUGGCCCUCUCGUUCUUCGCCUCCUGCCCCGCCCUGCAGUGGACGAUGUUCUCCCCCUGGCUCCGCCAGAUACACCAGGGCAUCGCGCACCAGUACGAGGGGCCCUCGCCGCCGGGCCUCCUGUACGUCACGGAUGGUGGCGUUGCGGACUGCACGACGCUCGUGCAGCUCAUGAUGCGCGGGAGCGAGCGCAUCUUGCUCGUCCUCGCCGCGGCGGACCCCGACGACGAUCUUGGCGUGCUGCGGGCCGCCAUGGACGUGGCGAGAAAGGAGAAGAUCGGUGGCUUCUUCGACCCCGCGGACGCGAGGCGGGAUGUGAAUAUCCUGUUCGACGAGUUCAAACAAAGCAGGGACAAGACCUGGAUGCACGUGGGCAUCCGGUACGGCUGGGACGGGCCAGAGGCCGGCAGGAAGCUAGGACAUUUGGUGAUAGUGAAGAACAGGCUGCCUGACCAGUUCAAGAGUCGACCGUGCCACCCGCCGCUGACCGAGGACGAAAUCAAGCACGGCCCAGGCAAGACGUCGCGGCGACCGAGCGAAGAUGCCGAGCGACUGGACAUGAACAGCGACGAGCUGGGCCCCUGGGGCUGCUGCGACUGCUGCCACGGGCUGUGCAACUGCGGGCCGAAGUUUCCGCACGGCAACUUCGCAGGUUACCUGUACCUGACGCCCGCGUGGUUCAACGAGCUGUGUCGCCUCGGCUACGACAUCUCCCAGGAGGCCGUCGACGCGCUCUUCACGCUCCGCUUCGAUGAGGGCCUGGCGGCGGCCCGCGCGUGA